AUGCUGUCCCAACGAAUCUUGACCCGCCGCCUGCCUCAGGUGGCCGCCCGCUACACCGUGCCUCGCGCCUCAUUCUCACAGGUCCGGAGUCUCAAAGCUGCGGAGGUGGACGAUCCUUUGCAGAACAACAACUACCAGAACCCUCCCCGUGUUAAGCGCGCCUUCAGAGACCCCUACGGCGAUUGGUGGGACAAGCAGGAGAGACGGAACUUUGGCGAGCCCGUUCACGAGGAGAACGAAAUUCUCGGUGUCUUCAGUCCCGAACAAUAUACCCACGUCACGGCUCGCAAAGGUCUCUUCCAGGUCGGAGCCUUCGUCGUAACCUUCCUGGGAUUGUGCGGUGUCGUCAGCAUGUUCUACCCCGACAAGCCCAGCGUUCCGAAGACCUAUCCCGAUGGCUUGGAGAAAGAGCUCGGUGGACCGGGUGCUGCUCCGGCUCGCAAGUCCAACGAGGCUAGCUGGUGA
This is a messenger RNA of Aspergillus niger, 465 nucleotides long. RefSeq lists its product as uncharacterized. NCBI's taxonomy places the organism in Eukaryota, Fungi, Ascomycota, Eurotiomycetes, Eurotiales, Aspergillaceae. The transcript is spliced from 3 exons. Gene Ontology annotation, cellular component: mitochondrion. Bases 1 to 465 code for a protein of 154 amino acids. The record is from RefSeq and is a predicted model, not a curated record.